Molecule: messenger RNA, 1347 nt
Organism: Antrostomus carolinensis (chuck-will's-widow)
Lineage: Eukaryota; Metazoa; Chordata; Aves; Caprimulgiformes; Caprimulgidae
Product: acyl-CoA (8-3)-desaturase
Exons: 12
Coding region: 1-1347 (448 amino acids)
Biological process (GO): lipid metabolic process
Cellular component (GO): membrane
Molecular function (GO): oxidoreductase activity, acting on paired donors, with oxidation of a pair of donors resulting in the reduction of molecular oxygen to two molecules of water
Source: RefSeq, a predicted model, not a curated record
AUGGCUCCACAGACUGGUUCCACUGAAAAGGAGACGCGACCUGUUUCAGCCUUUCCACAGCUUUUCACUUGGGAAGAGAUCAGAAUCCACAAUGGCCAUGGCCAAGGUCGGGAGCAGUGGCUGGUGAUUGACAGGAAGGUUUACGAUGUCAGCAAGUUUUCCAAACACCACCCUGGAGGCAGCCGAGUUAUUAGCCACUAUGCUGGGCAGGAUGCUACGGAUGCCUUUGUAGCAUUUCACAAUGAUAAGUCCCUGGUGAAAAAAUACUUGAAAUGUCUGCUGAUUGGCGAGUUGGCACCAGAUCAACCCAGCUUUGAGUCUAAUAAAAAAAAAUCACUUUUAGAAGACUUCCGUGAGCUGCGCUGCACUAUUGAGAAAAUGGGACUUCUGAGGCCAAAUUACAUCUUUUUCCUCCUGAUUUUCCUUCACUUUCUGGUAUUGGAUGCUGCAUCCUGGCUCACGGUCUGGUACUUUGGGAUAUCCUUAGUGCCUUUCCUGGUUGGCAUUGCGUUCUUCACCGUUGCUCAGAUCCAGAUGGGCUGGUUCCAACAUGAUCUGGGACACUGCUCUGUCUUCAGGAAGCCUAAAUGGAAUCGAUUUCUGCAGAUUGUCGUGAUAAAUGUUCUGAAGGGGUUACCAGCCAGCUGGUGGAAUCAUCUGCACAACCAGCACCAUGCCAAACCCAACUGCUUCCGCAAAGACCCUGACCUCAACAUGCACCCUCUCCUGUUCAGCUUGGGAAAGACACUUUCCAUGGAGCUUGGAAAAAAGAAGAAGAAGUUCAUGCCUUACAAUUAUCAGCAUAAGUAUUUCAUCUUAUUGGCCCCACUUGCACUUAUACCGUUCUUCCAGCUGUCCAUAUUCUACUUUGCAAUCAAGAGGAAAAAGUGGUUGGAACUGUUAUUGAUUGUGUUUUUCAACAUCCGAGUCUGUCUCAUGUAUAUUCCUUUAAUGGGAUUUAACAAUUUCAUGGUGUACUACUGGCUGUCCAGGUACCUAGAGAGUACCUGGUUUAUUUGGGUGACGCAGAUGAAUCACAUUCCAAUGGAGAUUGAUUAUGAUAAGAACAAAGACUGGGUUUCUACUCAGCUCCAUGCAACAUGCAAUGUGAACCAAUCUUUGUUCAAUGACUGGUUCACCGGGCACUUGAACUUCCAAAUUGAGCACCACCUUUUCCCCACAAUGCCUCGACACAACUACUGGAAAGCAGCUCCUCUGGUGAAAGCCCUUUGUGAUAAGCAUGAUAUUGAGUAUAAAAGCAAGACUUUACCAACAGCCUUUGUAGAUAUUUUGCAUUCACUGAAGGAUUCUGGGGAGCACUGGCUUGAAGCAUAUCUGCAUGGAUAG